AUGCGCAUCUACGGCUUCACAAGCGGACACACAAUGGGGAGAAGCCAUACAUGUGACGUCUGCCCUGCAAAGUUCCGCCGGAGCAGUGACAUGCAGCGCCAUGUCACUGUAAUUGUGUAUAAGAGGACACGCACCGGUGAGAAGCCAUACAAGUGUGACCUCUGUCCUGCAGAGUUCAUCCAGAGUACGCACCUGCAGCAUCACAAGAAGAAACACAUGGGCGAGAAGCCAUGCAAGUGCGAUGUCUGCCCUGCAGAGUUCAUCCAGAGAAGUAACCUGCAGUGUCAUAAGAGGACACACACUGGUGAGAAGCCAUACAAGUGUGGUGUCUGCCCUGCGGAGUUCAGCCGGAGCGGGCACCUACGGGACCACAAGCGGACACACACUUGA
Molecule: messenger RNA, 390 nt
Organism: Ornithodoros turicata
Lineage: Eukaryota; Metazoa; Arthropoda; Arachnida; Ixodida; Argasidae
Product: protein krueppel-like
Exons: 1
Coding region: 1-390 (129 amino acids)
Biological process (GO): regulation of gene expression
Cellular component (GO): nucleus
Source: RefSeq, a predicted model, not a curated record